CAAAUCGCGCUGCAUGAAUUUUUAAAAGUUUUUAUGUAAUUUUCUAUUUACAUGUUUCGGAUGUUUCCUUCUACAGGACGACGGGGGAUUGCAGCGGGCAGGGUAUGAACCCGGGAUCAUCGAGACAAUCGAUCGACAAUCCGAAGUACAUAUCUCACGUUCAGGCAGCCAUCCACUUGUAUUGAUACGAACAUUGGUGGUAUUUCAGAGGAUCUUCAAGACUUAAACAUAACAACUUAUUUUUGCAGCCAAACAUAAUAUUUUAUCUUACAGUUCAUGGAUAUGGAUUUAUCAAGUUUACGACUUUCAUUUAGCAUUUGUCUUAUCAGUAGUUUGAUAUUAAGUGUUUGCAUUCUAAUACUCUUACACGGAGAUGUAACACUUAUGAAGUCAAUGAAGUUUUCUUAUCGAAACAAGACUCGCUUUCAUUUCUAUGAAGACACUUUGCCUGCAAGAGACUCUGCUGAAUUUGCACAGGAAGAUAAAAGAGAUAUUGAAAGUAACUCCACUGUGGGCGAGUACAGCGGCAUAGAUACGGCUACUUACUAUAGAGGCGAAAAUAUUUCAGAUGAUAUUCUCUCCAUGAAACCACCUACAUUUUUAAAGAAUUACAAAAACCCAUGCUGGUACGAACAGAUUGGAAACACAAGCAACCGAACGCUCAAAUGCCUUCCCUAUUUCUACGUCAUAGGAGUUGACAAAUGUGGCACAACUGAUUUUUGGCAUAGACUGACGAAACAUCCUGAUAUAGAGACUCCCGAUGGUGUCCUCAACAAAGAAACCCACUGGUGGUCGUGGCGACGAUUUGGAUUCGAUAUCUGGAUAGAAAAUAAACCUAUAGAACAUUUCGAUUCCUAUCUCAAGUAUUUUGAGCGCCCUGCAAGAGAGAUGGAGAAACGUAGUCAGCUCAAUAACUCACAGCCGUGUUCCCUGAUCACAGGCGAAGGUAGCCCAACUAUGUUUUGGGAUUUCACUGGUUGGGAUAAAAUUCCACAGAAUUCAGGGAGAAGUGCAGAAACUGCUUUGCUUACCCCUGAUUGUAUAAAACAUGUGACCCCGCAGGCCAAGCUCAUCGUCCUAUUUAGGGAGCCCACGAGGAGGGUAUACUCGGAUUACUUGUUUCUAGAUCACUUUAGAAGCUACCACAACACAUCUGUGCAGAGUUUCCACCAGCACGUGCUGAGAGCCAUCGACAUGCUUCGGGCAUGUUUCUCCCGUCAUACAGAACUAUUUUGUCUCUAUAGUAAACAAUUGCACAUGAAUAUCCCGGUACGACUCGUUGUUGGAAUGUAUGACAUUUUCUUGGACAAAUGGUUGAAAGUUUUCCCCACUGAGCAGAUUCUCAUAAUCAGAAAUGAAGAUUAUUCCAAAUUUACUCUAAACUAUCUAAACACUACAUUCAACUUUCUUGGUUUAAAGCCUUUAUCACAGAGCAAACUCGAAGAAGUGGAGAAGUUAUCUCGACAGCACGAAACAAAGAAAGUGAAAGAUUAUGGACAGAUGAUGAACGCAACCAAAGCCAUCUUAGAUAAGUUCUACUUACCAUACAAUCAAAAACUAGCAAAGAGAUUGAACGAUUCUAAAUAUAUGUGGAUAGAUUAA
Messenger RNA from Biomphalaria glabrata, 1602 nucleotides. Its product is annotated as carbohydrate sulfotransferase 15-like. The transcript is spliced from 8 exons. Gene Ontology annotation, molecular function: N-acetylgalactosamine 4-sulfate 6-O-sulfotransferase activity. Gene Ontology annotation, biological process: hexose biosynthetic process. NCBI's taxonomy places the organism in Eukaryota, Metazoa, Mollusca, Gastropoda, Planorbidae. The record is from RefSeq and is a predicted model, not a curated record. Bases 277 to 1602 code for a protein of 441 amino acids.